Molecule: messenger RNA, 1107 nt
Organism: Symsagittifera roscoffensis
Lineage: Eukaryota; Metazoa; Xenacoelomorpha; Acoela; Convolutidae
Exons: 3
Coding region: 31-1107 (358 amino acids)
Source: RefSeq, a predicted model, not a curated record
UAAAUGUAAAUCGAAAAGCUGCUUGCAACCAUGUCUGCUGCGCUGAAGUCUGACAGGAGUGCUCGUAGCCGACGUAACAAGAAGUCGACGACUGGUAAGACGAGCUCAUCGAAGCAAUUGGCCACUGAAAUUGAUAUGCUAUGUGACAAAAUGGAGCAAAUGGACGAUGAGGUGUACUGGCAGAAGUUGUUCACGUGGAGUGAGAAUUUCAACCGACGACGAUUCGAGUUUCAACAAUUAAAAAUUGACCUAUACAAAAAAUUCGAUGCUCUGUCUGGACGAACAUUCAAUCCGACGUUUCCAGAUAUUGGAGAAAGCACUGGUCGUAAAAAUCCAAUGGUAGAAUUGCCGAAGUCCAAUUUAAGAUCAAAAAGAGCCUCAGUAUUGCGAGAAAUUCUCAAUGAAAGUGACGAAAUUAAUGAAGAACCGACUCCAAGAGAUAAUAGUUAUCGUAAUUCUUAUUUGGAGCAGAACUCGUUUUCUUCAAUGGGUAAAAUGAGGAUUUCGGGUUCUUAUAGUGACCGCGCUAGUCAAAACGGCGAUCAAAUCUGGACUGAUUCGAAUUUGAAUUUUGAUCGAGGCAUGCUAAGUUUCGACCAACCGUGCGAUUACAGGCUGAAAAAUUCUCUAAAAUCGAAACUAGAAGAAGAUAAUUGGCGUGAGUUGAAGGAUCUUUUGGUCGGCAGUAGUGCUGGAAGAAAUUCCAAGAAGGGAAACAGCGUGAUUGACUUCAAGCGCCCGAUUGCUGUGGAUGUGAUUUCGAGUGGGGGUGAUGCUGGGAAUACUGAAACAACGCAAAGACCACAAACUGCUAUCAGGGAUGUCCCGGUGGUCAGUAGUCCUGUCCACGGUUCAAAAUUGACGCCAAGAUCUCGGGAGUUCCAAGGCAUGAACUACGGUGAACUAAACCAGGAGAGACCCUAUAGUGCUAUGAAUUACUACACUGUGAAUGCAGUGAGUUCUACAGAGCAGCAGCAGAAUCGAAAGAAGGGGAGUAAUGUGUUUACGAGUAAGUUGACGUUCCUGGAGGGCAGCAGCGACAGUGAUUUGGGCGACCGCUCUUUGACGAAAGUAGACACGGAAGUCGUAGAUAGAGAGUCUAUGUAA